Messenger RNA from Pisolithus orientalis, 771 nucleotides. RefSeq lists its product as uncharacterized. The transcript is spliced from 3 exons. The record is from RefSeq and is a predicted model, not a curated record. Lineage: Eukaryota; Fungi; Basidiomycota; Agaricomycetes; Boletales; Pisolithaceae. Bases 1 to 771 code for a protein of 256 amino acids.
AUGCUGAAAGAAUUUUAUGGCCCUACCCUUGCUGAGAAGAAAUAUGCCAUAUUGUCGCAUUGCUGGGGUGCGGCGGAGGAAGAAGUGUCGUUUCAGGAGAUGGAGCGGCUCCUGAUCACGGAUGAGGAAGAGAGGAAUCAGAUUAGAGGGCGCACCGGAUACAAGAAAAUAAUCGACACCUGCAAACAAACACAAAAAGAUGAUUUGGAGUGGGUCUGGGCCGACACUUGCUGUAUUGAUAAGAAGAGCAGCGCCGAACUAUCAGAAGCAAUCAACUCCAUAGCGCAACGGUGCUACGUCUAUCUCCAUGACACUGCUGGUGACACUUUGACGCACUGGGACGAGUCGACGGUCACUCCAAAGUGGUUUUCCCGAGGCUGGACCCUUCAAGAACUCAUCGCACCCAGUGACAUCCAGUUCUUCGAUCGGAACUGGGAGUGUAUAGGCGACAAGGAACGACUUGGGUCCACUCUCCGCCGCAUUACGCGAAUUCCGACGGAAGUUUUGGAGAUCGGGCUCGGUGGCAUGCGUCCCAGCGUAGCCCAAAUCAUGUCCUGGGCUUCUGACCGGACGACAACACGGGAGGAGGAUCGAGCAUAUUCGCUACUGGGUUUACUUGACGUGCAAAUGCCGAUGUUGUACGGAGAAGGGAAGAAUGCCUUUCGUCGUUUGCAGCUGGAAAUCCUUCGCAAGUCAAAUGAUCAAACUAUCUUCGCCUGGGGUUGGUCAAGGACCACUGGGUUACCCCAGCUGGUUCAGGGAUUGUUCUGA